CUCAUCAGUUUUCUUUUUUAGCAAACGAACUGUUCCUACUCCCUGCAUCUGAGUGUGAAGAGCAAAAGCAGUGUGAAAGUGUAACGAACUAGAGUAGACAGCAUCACAUAACCAUGUCCAUGCAAGCCCUGAACGGUCAGCCGCCACAGCGGCGUUCAUCGCUGCUGAGCCGGUACCAACCGAAAGCAGGCUCUCAGGACCCGUUGACUAGCCCCGCCUUGGACACUCCGCCCAACAUCGUGAAGUCAACGAGUCAGCGCAGCCUACAGAACUCGUCCCUACUACAGCGCUACACACCGAAACCACUCGGUAGCCACGGCGCUAGCGGAUCCGCACGGCCCGAGUCUGGUAGCUUCUACGAAUCACCGAAAAAGUCUUCCAGUCAGCGUAGUCUUGAUCAGUCGAAGCUGCUCCGUCGAUACUACCACCAGCCGAACUCGCUAGACGAUCAGCCACAGGACUUUGAAACAUCAUCGCAAACGGGUGGACUCAGUUCACAAACCGAACCACAGCGCUACAGCAGCCAGAAGAGUUUGGAAAACUCGAAACUACUGCAGCGUUACAAUCCGAUCAACAAUUCGCAAGAAUUUACAGGCCUGUCUGGUAGAGAGAGCACGCCGGUAACAAAGUUUUCCCGUGGUGGAAGUCUCGAGCCAGAGCGUGUUCAACGAUCCUCGCUGCUCUCGAAGUAUACACCACGGUUCGGUAAGUCGCUGGAUCGUAACCAGGCCCUGGAGGCUGGCCGUGGGCAAGCAGGUUACAGUAGCCAGCAAAACCUACGGAGCCCACCAACCGCGGCCCAAAGGCCAGUUUCGGUGUCGCAGAGUCUGGCUGCUUCACAGAGCGAGUUUGCCGACUAUGGUACGGAUCACUUCGACCAGUAUCAAAACAUUCGCAGCCGUUCGUCGAGUCUUUCGCGCGGAGGUCCCAGGAAAGGCUUACAGCGAGGCUCCCAGAGAAUGCUAUCGACCGAGUCGGAACCAGACCCGAUUACACCCGAAACACUACCGAUGGUGUCGGCAGUAGGCGAACCAGUGGUAGGAAACAUUGCGUCUGCUUUACCACUACCCAUGGUGGGUAUUAUACCACCAACUCCAGCUUCUGCAGAGGUCGGUAAGCAACCGCACUUUGAGACACAGCCACUGCAGGUCCCACCAGGUAGAGCAAACAAUAUUCUCGCUCCUGUAACUACUCCGUCCGCUGAAGCACCAACUCCAGCUUCAAAACCAUCACCGACACCUCCAGUCAAACCGGCGCGCAAAGAUCUGCAGCCAAUGGCGGCGGCUGCGGCCGUACUACCGCCGGCAACCAUCGUGAGUAUAGCCAUUCCCACCAUCACGAAGACACUCGCCGCACCAUCCGUCAAGCAAUCCGUAUCAUCAUCGAAAGAACCAUCACCGCCAUUGUUCAGCACCCGAGAUCGCAUGGAUCAUUACGGAAGCGCUUCGAAUCCUGACCCUCCAUCGCACGAUCAUCCCCGUUCACUGACGACGAAGACCUCGACAAACACCUGGACACAAUCGCCCAAGGGCACGUUGACGCUAGCAAAGACUGCUACCUUACAGCUACCGCUCAGUGACAUGAGCAGUCGUCGUAGCAUGACCGAUCUGCAGCAUCUUGGUGGCCGUGGUUCCACCGGUAAUCUAUCCAACGAGCUGGAGAUUUCGGAGUUUACUGAUCGGGCUGAAAUGAAGCAGUUGGCUGCACAACGUCAUCAUCCGGUGAAGCAUACGCUUGCAAGUGCAUUUGAACAGCUGGCCGCAUUAACUAUCCCCCAGGCAAUGAAAACUGAUGCCGAACUAGACGAAGACGAGCGUAUUGAAGCGAUCCCACCGGAUCGCAAACUGAAGAAGCGUGACUUCACCUACCAUCCUUCGUUCGUUCCGAAGCAGCAACAGCAACAACAGCAACUGUCAACCAUUCCCAUCCCUUCGAUCGAUUCUCGUCACAGCACCAGUAGUGUGGGCAGCAAAUCGAAACAGCAAGACGCUGAAGAAAAACGUCUAAAGGCUGCCGAAGAAAAGCGACAGCGCGAAGAGGAACGUCGCCUGAAAGAGGAUGAAAAACGACGCAAAGACGCAGAAAAGCGUGCAAACGAUGAUGCGGAAAAGCGUCGCAAAGGAGAGGAAAAACAUUUGCGCGAGGAAGAGGAACGUCGUCGCCGGGAGGAAGAACGCAAACAUAAAGAGGAGGAAAAACAUCUCCGUGAAGAAGAGGAUCGGCGUCGUAAGGACGAGGAACGGAAGCACAAAGAGGAGGAAAAACGUGCGCGCGAAGAAGAAAAGCGUCGACUUGAGGAAGAGAAACGCAAAGAUAAGGAAGAGAAGAAGCGAAUCAAGGAUGAGAAGAAGAAGUCCGCGGCAGCACUCAAAACGGGUGCUGCGAGUUCUUCUGCCACUGAGGAGUCUAAACAUCCGGAAGAAGAAACGAUCGAUCUUGCCAGCCAUCUGGAUCACUACAGUGUGGCUGCUUCCAAGCAGAUGCCACCGGCCCAGCGUAGUUUAUCUCUCGGACGUCCUCGUUCCGGUGGCACACCUUAUGGUAGUCAAGGGGCACUAGGAUUCUCGGCCCGAGGUUUAUCCAACAGUCACCAGAGCCUUGAUCGAAAUGGAUCAACCUCCUCUGUGCCAAGACAGUCGAAGCUUCUUCAGCGCUAUGGUCCCAAGGCGGGAUCUCAGGAGGUGAUCAGCAGUGGGACAUCUGAACCUUCGCGAGAGUUCCACAGAAGUCAGGGUAGCUUGGACUAUCGUAAAUCAAUGCGCCCUUCACUGCUGGAUAAAUACACGCCACGUCCAUUGAGUGCCUCCACAGCACCGGGAUCAGCUGCUGGUGCAGGAGUACAGCCAAGAUCGAUCAGCCAGCGUAGCCUGGAAGCCGGUAGCUCUAGGUUCGAGAGUUCUACGCUCUUGCAGCGCUACAAGACAAAAGGUGAUACGGCAAGAACGGCUCCCGGAUACGAUCAGUACGAUCAUCGUGAUCACGAGUACGAGCCCAUCGGAGAACCUAACGAUGCCAGCAAAUCCUCCACCAAGGAUGGAUUGUUGGCCGUAUCUAGCAAGGCUCAGCAGCAACCAGACGGCCAAGAUCGUAAGCUUUCCAACGCAUCGUUCCUUCGUGUGCCGGGCAAUGAUGAGGGCGAUACCAUCAGCAUGGAAGAGCUUCAGAAGUCGAUCGAGGAUCGCUACUUUAACCUGCCAUCCGACGCUACAACAGCCCAAGAAGGUGCAGAAGGAGCUGCGGCUGCUUCUGUUGCAUCGGAACCGCAGAGCGAGAAGACCAGCAAGAUGAAGGCAGCUAUGGCAAAGGCUCAGACCAGCGGCAAACAGGCGAUGGCAAAGGCACAGGAAAGUGGCAAGCAAGCGAUGGCACGUGCCCAAGAGGGAGGUAAAACGCUACAGAAGAAGUUUAUCCAGCAGACGGAUCGCUUUAAGAACAAGAUGUCCAACAUUAAGCUGAAGAAGGACAAAGAUUCGGCCCCACUAGCAAGUCCGGAGGUUGUAACGACUCCUGAAUUGGAGAAGCUGGACUUUACACUUGCCGUUCCCAAGGAUGAGGAACCACCGUCCACUCUAGAAGCUGCCGCAGAAGGAUCCUCUGUUCCAGCGGAAGAAGCUACCGGCGAUGUUGCAGAAGACGAAGCAACUCCCGCCAAGAGUGGUAACAAAUCCGGUAACAUGCUUAAGAACAUACACAUGCCGAAGCUUCAGAAGCCUGACUUUAAGCGUCCAGAGUUUACGAAAAUUUCCAAACCAAAGAUGCCGAAGCUGAAGACACCCGACAUGUCGAAGUUUAAGCGUCCGGAGAUGCCCAAGUUCCUUACCGAGAAGCCCGACUUUAGCAAGAUGAAGUCGGACUUUGCGAAAAUAAAGCUAGCACGCAGUAAAUCGAUGAAGGAACCAUCCCCAUCCGGUGCGACCAGUGCCGCAUCACCGUCGGAUGCAUCGAUGAUGGGUGAUUCGGCUACAACGCCCACCAAGGUAAACUAUACCGACUUCAGCACGUAUCCACGCAUUUUCGAUAAGUUUAAGCGUCAAAAGUCAGUUCCCAGUGGUCAGGCUAGUGUACGUGCCGGUACACCACCACCACUUGAGUUUACCAAAUCGGCAAAGACGACGCGUCCCAAGGGCACUGCUUUGGUAUCGCGUUGGACGUCCGAAAAGUCGGAAGAUACGGAGAGCAACCGUUUCCUGCAGUACACCGGCAGUGAGUUGGAUGAGCGGGAAACUUCUGUCGAGCGACGCAUGCGCCAAGAACUCGAACGAGCUGAGUUCGAGGGUCCUGAGCUGGCUGUAACUGAGGAGCAAAAGCAGCUCGAGGAAUAUGACAAAGAGAAUCGCGAAAUCCAUCUGCUCUCCGCAGCUCGACACGAAGAGUUCCUGAAGCGUAAACCUCCGAUGGAGCGGCAAGAGUCCGAUCUUGCCUCGGAAGAGGAGAAACAAUUCUGGGCCAGUUCGCUGGGUCAAAAGAUUCGCCAAAACAUCGACAUGAAUAGCAACGAUCUGGACUUCCUCGACGAAGAGGAACGUCUGCUGGUAGCCAAGGAAGAGGAAGCUAUCGAUCAGGAAGCACGCGAACAGGCUCGGUACUUGUUAGAGCUGAGCAAGCAGCGCACCGAAAAGGAGCUGGAGCGUCGAUCGUCAACACCGUAUACGAACCAAGAGUGCCAAUCUUCGGGAAGCUCCAGUGUGCGCCGUCGCAAGGGUGUUCUGGAGGAGAUCGAUGACGAUGAAUUCUUCCUGCGUCAGAAGGGUAUCUCGAAGGAUAACAUCCAGAUGGGCGAGUACAUCAGCUCCGCCAUUAAGGAGGGUUUGAGCCAACCGAAGAAUGCGCUGGCUGAUAUGGACCGGUACGACUACUACGAUGAAGAGCUCGAUCGCGAUCAGGAUGGUAUGCGAAGAUACUAUCAACCAAGCUUCGAAUCGGAUGACGUUUCUAACCAGCAGAACUCCUACACCGAUGAGUACCGUGGUGGUAAGGGAACCGAUUUCUAUCGCACCUUCCCACCGGAUCGUCCGACCCGUAAGCCGAAGAAAACGAUCGAUCAAACUGUCCCCCAGGACGAUCAAGACUAUGGUCUUGAGGAUGAAGAGGAGGAGGAAGAUCUUGGCUUUUACGAUCGCCAGCGCACCAAGUAUGGCAGUGAGCAGCCACAGCUACUUCAAUCAGCAGCUGCCCGAUACAUGGACGACGACGAUGACUCGGCAGCCUUGAGUGGUUCCCUGCCACGACAGGCCAUGCUGGCCGGUACGGUUGUUCCACCGACGCCACCAACACGCCACCGCAAGAAGCGCUUCCGUGAUGUGACCCCAUCGGACGUAGGACCAUCAUCAUUCACUAACGGUGGUUUCGCCGUCGGCAAGUCCAUCUCCAAUAACUUCAUCUCCGGACCACCUCCCACGACUACGAUGGCUUACCGUGCGGAAGUACCGCUCGCUCGGGAGGAAAGCUUUGGUACGAUCCCUGAACCGACACCACGACGUACACGCUCGCGCUCUCAGCUUUCCAAAGCUCUCGAUGAUGACGAUCGUGUAUCACGUGGUGCAGAGUCGCUGAUUGGAGGCAUUAUCGAUCGAGCGCCCGUCCCAGGUAGGGACUCAUAUUCUUACGAAAUUUCCGAAUCAAAUGGUUAUGCCACUGUUCGCAAGGAAGCACCACCACGUCCACCGGCACCGAUUCGACGACGAAAGUCGACCAGAUCACUCGAUGCACCACCACCGCGGCAGUUCAACACGCUACCGAACUACCAUCAUUCAGUGUCACCCGUUCGGCCACAGCGCAACUAUAGCACCAUUAAUCCGAACCGUCCACCACGCAGGAAGUCCGUCACUAGCUUGACCGGUGAGCAGCAAUUACAAUCGUCCAGUCUUAGCAAGGACGACGUGGCACAGUACGAGGACGUGAUCGCACCGGCACCUCCACUCGGUCCUAAACCUCCGCUCCACUCCGGUGACGUUGCGAGCAAGAUGAAGGAUCGUCCACUGCCACCUCCACCGCGUCCUACGCGUAAACCACGCCGCCCGGACGGUAGCGAUCAUCACGAUCUGGAUGGAGGAGCCGAAAGAAUGGUGCUCCCAGUGCACGACUCAUCCAUCGAAGAAGUCGAGACGGCCACCCAAACUGAUCCCGUCUCGGAGGACUUCGGACUGGACGCAGAAAUAGCGGCCGUGACGGAGCGUGCAGCUCGGGCACACGAUGGCGAUCAGCUAGAGGGCGCACUGAACCGAUUCCGUGAAGGAAACGCAAAGGCACUGUCCGAGCGGCCCAAGUCCUCACGCUCGGGAAGCCGGCCGGAAACACCGGCUUCGAUCCUGAUCGAACGGAAGGUAUCGACACCGUCCCUAAACCACGAAUCCAUUGUCGAGGCGUCACUUACCGUUCAACCGCUGGAGGAGUUUGAUGACGAUCAGUACAUUGCCGAACUGGUCAAGAAAUAUGUCUCGGACGAACGCAAACCCGAACCCCGCAAAACGGACACAUUCGAGCGUCGGUUCCGCAAGAGCACCAACAGCUUAACGCGCGAGGAUGAGAUUCGUCCGGUGGAAGCGAGCAACACACUUCGCACACCAGCGAUGCGAUCAUCACGUACCUCCGUUGAUGGACGACUUUCCGCGACGACUCCGGAACCCACGCGCAGCGUAGAGAUCGCACCCAACGUGAUUGAGGAGAUCGUAGAGCGAUUGCGUACGACAGAGCAACAGCAUAUUGAUGAGCUACACAAGCUGCACCAGCAACAGCUCGAAGAUCUUCGCCGACAGCACGACGAGCAAAAGCGACUGCAGGAGCAAAAGCUCGAAGAGCAGCAACGCCAGCUGCUGGAGCAACAGAGCCAACAGUUGCUCCAAACACAGCAACUGAAGGAGCAGAUUCUUCAACAGCAAGAACACCAGAAGAUGCUGCUAGCACAGCAACAGAAUCAACAGCAACAGUUGCUUGUGGCCCAACAGCAGCAACAGUUACUGAUGGAGCAGCAGGAGAAGGAGCGUGAGCUGCAGCGGGAAAAGGAGCGUGAGCUGCUUAAAGAGCGCGAGCAGGAACUGGAACGAGCAAGAGAACGCGAACGAGAACUUCAUUUGGCACGCGAACUGGAACUGCAGCGUGCCAGAGAGGUUGAACAGCAGCGGGCACGUGAUCUCGAACAGCAAAGGAUACGCGAGAUGGAACUGCAAAGAGCACGGGAACUCGAACACCAACGACUGCGUGAGCUGGAAAUACAGCGUGCGAUAGAGGCGGAACAGGCACGCCAAAGAGAGGCUGAGCUGCAGCAGCAGAAGGCUGCCUCAGCCCAAGCAGCUCCGAAGGAACCUAAAGAAGUUUCGACUGUCAAUGAGAGCGUCCUUCAGCAGGAAGCAGUCACAAAAUUGGAAGAACCGGCUACUACUGCAUCUCCGACUCCGACUAAUGGCGUUCACGUCCCCGCAGCCCCCUCUGUAGACGUUGUAGAUGGUGCUGCAGCUUUGCCAACUCCAUCCACCCUACCAACAGAUCAACCUCCGAUAAGACCUCCUCUACCAACGAUCGCCACCCCAUUCGUCUACCAUCCGGACUAUCUAGCUUAUCACGGUGUUCCACCAUCGUCAGCUGCCGCUGCUGCUGCCGCCUCUUACCUCAUGCGUGGUGUUCCCUCGGAUGAGGAUCUCGGCAUGACCCCACUCGCACCGCAGCGUCGUCGUCGUCACCAUCGUUCGAAACGUGAAUCAACGUCGGAGGAAGACUUCCAGCGGGAACACCGUCGCCAUCGACACGGUACCCGUUCACCGGAACCACCCUCCAUCCCGACGCUCGGUGGACAGCUGGUGCGAGCCUGUGGGUCCUCGAUCCGGCAGACUGGCGAUGAUUUGAUGGCGAUGCUGCGUGCCAGCAGCAAGGACGAAAACAAGCGCGAUCUGCACAUUGCCAUCAUCAUACUGAUUGUGAUCGUGGCAGGAUUGAUGGCGCUCGGUAUGAGCGGUGAAAAGGCUGUCCAUCAUCAUCACUGGGAUUACUUUAGCCCUCCCGGGCAUGGUAGCAGUGCGUAGAAUGUCUGAAAUGCGCCUUAGUGUUUUGUGUUGGAUCUUCUAA
Messenger RNA from Anopheles maculipalpis, 8058 nucleotides. RefSeq lists its product as uncharacterized. The transcript is spliced from 5 exons. The record is from RefSeq and is a predicted model, not a curated record. The coding region runs from base 114 to 8015 and encodes 2633 amino acids. NCBI's taxonomy places the organism in Eukaryota, Metazoa, Arthropoda, Insecta, Diptera, Culicidae.